GAAUUCUCUGUUGGUCCAUUCAUCGAAGGUGAUGUGGAGGAAGAACCCUUCCUCGGAAUCAUCUGAAGUUGACGUUGAGUACCCGAGUUGGGUCUCAGAGCUUGACCAGAGAGUCCUUCAGGCUCCGGUACAAGAGACCAGUUUCAAUCUCUCGGUGGCCAAAGAUGGAACCGGAAACUUCACAACCAUCAGUGAUGCCGUCUAUGCCGCUCCCAACUCUAGCGAAACUAGAUUUAUUAUUUAUAUAAAAGGUGGUGAAUAUAUUGAGAACGUGGAACUACGGAAGAAGAAAACAAUGAUAAUGUUUGUCGGAGACGGUAUCGGCAUAACAGUCAUAAAAGCAAACCGUAGCCGCGUUGAUGGAUGGUCAACUUUUCAAACUGCAACCGUAGGCGUGAAAGGUAAAGGGUUCAUAGCUAAGGACAUAUCAUUCGUGAAUUUUGCUGGACUGGCCAAAGGACAGGCUGUGGCACUGCGAAGCGGCUCUGAUCUCUCUGCCUUUUACCGUUGCGAGUUCGAUGGUUAUCAAGACACACUUUAUGUUCAUUCAGCCAGACAGUUUUACCGAGAAUGCGAUAUAUAUGGUACGGUCGAUUUCAUAUUCGGCAAUGCGGCUGUUGUGUUCCAGAACUGUAGUCUUUAUGCUCGUAGACCAAAUCCCAAUCAGAAGAUUGCAUUCACCGCUCAAAGCCGCAACCAGACGGACCAACCCACAGGUAUAUCUAUAAUUCAGUGUAGAAUCUUGGCCGCACCUGAUUUGGUCCCUGUGAAACAUAGCUUCAAGGCGUACUUCGGUCGACCAUGGAGAAAAUAUUCGAGGACGGUUAUCUUAAAAUCAUACAUCGAUGAUCUCAUACAUCCUGCUGGAUGGUUGGAGUGGAACGACAGUUUUGCACUUGAAACCUUGUAUUAUGGAGAGUACAUGAAUGAAGGGCCAGGUGCAAACAUGACAGAGCGGGUCAAAUGGUCCAGUUUUAGACGCAUCGAAAACGAAACGGUGGCAACCCAAUUCACCGUCGGUCCAUUUAUCGAUGGUCACACAUGGCUUAAUUCUACCGGCAUCCCUUUUACUCUCGGUUUCUAAUCAAUAGAUUUGAUAAUCAUGAAGCAAGCUAUUGUAAUUACCACCGUAUUGGAUCGUUAACAUGGGACUUAAGACUUAUAAACUUAUCAACAUUCUUGAUAAGUUUUAUUGCAUGUAUA
Messenger RNA from Capsella rubella, 1203 nucleotides. Its product is annotated as probable pectinesterase/pectinesterase inhibitor 39. Gene Ontology annotation, molecular function: pectinesterase activity; pectinesterase inhibitor activity. The transcript has 4 exons. Bases 32 to 1084 code for a protein of 350 amino acids. Lineage: Eukaryota; Viridiplantae; Streptophyta; Magnoliopsida; Brassicales; Brassicaceae. Gene Ontology annotation, biological process: cell wall modification. The record is from RefSeq and is a predicted model, not a curated record.